Hippopotamus amphibius kiboko is the source of this 5857-nucleotide messenger RNA. It is a transcript of the gene ABCB7, whose product is annotated as ATP binding cassette subfamily B member 7. The coding region runs from base 53 to 2311 and encodes 752 amino acids. Gene Ontology annotation, molecular function: ATP hydrolysis activity; ABC-type transporter activity; ATP binding. The record is from RefSeq and is a predicted model, not a curated record. Gene Ontology annotation, cellular component: mitochondrial inner membrane. Lineage: Eukaryota; Metazoa; Chordata; Mammalia; Artiodactyla; Hippopotamidae. The transcript has 16 exons. Gene Ontology annotation, biological process: intracellular iron ion homeostasis; transmembrane transport.
ACCGCCAACGUCCCACAAUCCUCUGCUCUGGGUUCCUUUUUCCUCUCUCAAGAUGGCGCUGCUCGUGACACAUUCCUGGCGCUGGGCAGCUGCGGCGGCUGCUUUCGAAAAGCGUCGGCACGCCGUGAUUCCGAUCCGGCCUCUAGUCUCUGUCCGGGGCCCAGGUCCACAAUGGAGGUCUCGUCAGCUCGGCGGUUCGGGAACUGCUGGAAACUCCCAGAUCUUGGAGUCAUUAAGACAUACCUCAUGGCAGAAACUAGGAAAAGGCAAUUCAAGACAGUUAUUAGAUGCUACAAGGGCUCUUCAGGCAUGGCCACUGAUAGAAAAGAGGACAUGUUGGCAUGGUCAUGCAGGAGGAGGACUCCACACAGACCCAAAAGAAGGGUUAAAAGAUGUUGAUAGUCGGAAAAUCAUAAAAGCAAUGCUCUCUUAUGUGUGGCCCAAAGACAGGCCAGAUCUACGAGCAAGGGUUGCCAUUUCCUUGGGAUUUUUGGGUGGAGCAAAGGCCAUGAAUAUUGUGGUUCCCUUCAUGUUUAAAUAUGCUAUAGACAGCCUCAACCAGAUGUCUGGAAACAUGCUGAACCUGAGUGAUGCACCAAAUACAGUUGCAACCAUGGCAACAGCAGUUCUCAUUGGCUAUGGUGUAUCAAGAGCCGGAGCUGCCUUUUUUAAUGAAGUUCGAAAUGCAGUAUUUGGCAAGGUAGCCCAAAAUUCAAUCCGAAGAAUAGCCAAAAAUGUCUUUCUCCAUCUUCACAACCUGGAUCUGGCUUUCCACCUGAGCAGACAGACAGGAGCUUUAUCAAAGGCUAUAGACAGAGGGACAAGGGGUAUCAGUUUUGUCCUGAGUGCUUUAGUAUUUAAUCUUCUUCCCAUCAUGUUCGAGGUGACUCUUGUCAGUGGUGUUUUGUAUUAUAGAUGUGGUGCCCAGUUUGCAUUGGUGACCCUUGGGACACUUGGUGCAUACACAGCAUUCACGGUUGCUGUCACACGGUGGAGAACUAGAUUUAGAAUAGAAAUGAACAAAGCAGAUAAUGAUGCAGGUAAUGCUGCCAUAGACUCACUGCUGAAUUAUGAAACUGUGAAGUAUUUUAAUAAUGAAAAUUAUGAAGCACAAAGAUAUGAUGGAUUUUUGAAGACAUAUGAGACUGCUUCAUUGAAAAGUACCUCUACUCUGGCUAUGCUGAACUUUGGUCAAAGUGCUAUUUUCAGUGUUGGUUUAACAGCCAUAAUGGUGCUCGCCAGUCAGGGAAUUGUGGCAGGUACCCUUACUGUUGGAGAUUUAGUAAUGGUGAAUGGACUGCUUUUUCAGCUUUCAUUACCCCUUAACUUUCUGGGAACUGUAUACAGAGAAACUAGACAAGCACUUAUAGAUAUGAACACCUUGUUUACUCUACUCAAGGUAGACACCCGAAUUAAAGACAAAGCGAUGGCAUCUCCCCUUCACAUCACACAACAGACAGCUUCAGUGGCCUUUGAUAAUGUGCAUUUUGAAUACAUUAAGGGGCAGAAAGUCCUUAGUGGAAUAUCUUUUGAAGUCCCUGCAGGAAAGAAAGUGGCCAUUGUAGGAGGUAGUGGGUCAGGGAAAAGCACAAUAGUGAGGCUGUUGUUUCGCUUCUAUGAGCCUCAAAAGGGUAACAUUUACCUUGCUGGUCAAAAUAUACAAGAUGUGAGCCUGGAAAGCCUUCGGAGGGCAGUGGGAGUGGUGCCUCAGGAUGCUGUCCUCUUCCAUAAUACCAUUUACUACAACCUCUUAUAUGGAAACAUCAGUGCUUCACCUGAGGAAGUGUAUGCAGUGGCAAAAUUAGCUGGACUCCAUGAUGCAAUUCUUCGAAUGCCACAUGGAUAUGACACCCAAGUAGGGGAACGAGGACUCAAGCUUUCAGGAGGAGAAAAGCAAAGAGUAGCAAUUGCAAGAGCCAUUUUGAAGGACCCCCCCGUCAUUCUCUAUGAUGAAGCUACUUCAUCAUUAGAUUCAAUUACUGAAGAGACUAUUCUUGGUGCCAUGAGGGAUGCAGUCAAACACAGAACUUCUAUUUUCAUUGCACACAGAUUAUCAACAGUGGUUGAUGCAGACGAAAUCAUUGUCUUGGACCAGGGUAAGGUAGCUGAACGUGGUACCCACCAUGGUUUGCUUGCUAACCCUGGCAGUAUCUAUUCAGAAAUGUGGCAUACACAAAGCAGCCGUGUGCAAAACCAUGAUAACCCCAAAUGGGAUGCAAAGAAAGAAAAUGUGUCCAAAGAGGAGGAAAGGAAGAAACUACAAGAGGAAAUUGUCAACAGUGUGAAAGGCUGUGGAAACUGUUCCUGCUAAGUCACCUGAAACAUUUUAGUUUCAUUUGAUUUCUCUUUUCUUUUCUUUUCUCUUUCUCUUUUUCCCUUCCUCCCUUCCUUCUUUCUUUAUUUUUCCUUGACUACACAUUUGCACUGAAGCAGAAUUAUUUUAUUAAAAAAAAAAUCAUACAUUCCCAUUUUCUAUAAUCCUUCUUUUAGGUAAGAUUUAUUUGAAAAGAGAAUUGAGUUUUACAUCUUUCACGAUCUAUUUAAUGUGACAUUUGUAUUUAUCCCAAAUUAUUUUCUUGUUACUAUCUUAGUUGUGGUCAAAGCAUAAUUUUUGUUACUAUUUGACUUUACUCCAUUUCCAUUUUUGAGGCCUGAUAGCCAUUUGCUAUCCAUACCAGAUGAAUCAGAUUGGUUUACAAAUUUUUUAUAGUUUUUCAAACCUCCUUUAUGCUGACAAUUUAGAUGGAAAGUGUUUCUUAAAAAAAUUUUUUUAAAAAUGAGACUAUGGGUUCAUUGUUUCUCCUCCCCUUCUCCCACUGAAAUACUUAGAUAGAUAACUGUACUUACAUUUUUAAAAUUAUUUGCCACUAUAUACCUUUAAGAGGAAAAUCCUUGAUUCUCACGUUGGUAUGUGGAAUGUUCAUCAUUAACCAGUAUUGUAACUAUCAUCUAGUGGUGGGAAUUUUAUUUUUCCAACAAAUGGGGUGUUGUUUUUUUUUUUUUUUGGACCAAAAUUUAUACAUUUCUCUUUAAAGACUCACAAACUGAUGUAAUUUGAGAGUUACCAUAGUGGGAGUGAUCUAAAAAGCUUAGGAAGUUAAUUGCCUUUUCUAUUUCCAUCUUAAAUGCACUGUUUUUGCUAUCUGAAGUUAUACAAAGAAACAACCAAAUGGGAUGUGUGCAUGCAUGCAUGUGUGUGUCAGCACACACACGUGUAUAAAGAAAGCAACACCAACUUAAAAUUAUUAAUGACCUUUAGGCAAAUAGGAGAGGAUUACACAUAUAUUUAGAUGAUCAGGACUCUAAUCUGUGUUAACACUUCAGAAUUACUUUAUUACCAGGUUUUCCCUUCCUUUUUCAGUAGUUUAAUGAGUUCCUUUAAGCUUGAAAUAACAAGGAGGAGCCCAAACAAGAUAAUCAAGUUUUACUGGCUAGAAAUAACUAAUAAAAUGUUGUUAUAUAUUUACUUAGAAAGCAUCUCUCCUUUUCCAACUUGAAUUUGCUUUAAUUUGUUUGGUAGUAAUCAUUCAGCUUGAAAAACUUAUGUAUCUCAUGAACAGCCACAUAAGUAUGUAAUGAGGCUGUAUUUCUCAGAAAAGGUCUUAUUUAUUUUAUUGACCUAUGGUUUUAUUGUGUUUUAAAUGAUAAUUUGGUAUGGGUGAGACUAAUUUUUUUCUGAUUUGUAUUGUCAUUAGUAGGUAGAUAUCUAAACUUAUCUAACUCGGGUCUCCAAUUUUGUUAUACAAAGGUGAUUUGAUAAGUAGCUUGAAGCCAGUAUUUUAUGGUUAGUCUUUGAUGGCAGAGUAAGUGGUGCAGGAUUUUGCUUUUGGAGUUGGAGUUAACACUGAGAAGCAUAAUCAGCUACAAAAUGGGGGGUUUUGGACAUUUCUUACUAUGAAGCCAUAGAUGUGAUUGCUUUUCUGAGCAGCAACAACAACACAAAAACAUGUCCUUUGAAUAACCCAGCUGCAUUACUGGAAAUGUGGUUAGUUUAGAUAGAAAUUUUGCUUCUGUUAAUUCAUUCUAUACAUUUCCACUGCUGUUGAUGGGGAAAAUAAUUAGCUUAGUUGCAUAAUCAAGCAGGUAAGAUCAAAGUAAUUAUUAGUAAUAUUCAUUAUGAAUGUGAACAGUGGUAUUCAAAGUAAGUGCUUUUGUGAUAUGAGAAACAUAUAGUCAAAGAAGGAUAGGAAUGUUUUUAGAGUGGGGAUAAUUUCUUCACUGAGUUUUUUUUUAAUUUAUUUAUUUUAUUGGCUGUGUUGGGUCUUUUUUGCUGUGCACGGGCUUUCUUUUUUUUAGGUGCAGUGAGUGGGGGCUACUCUUCAUUGUGGUGCGCGGCUACUCUCUGUUAUGGUGCGUGGCUCCUCUCCGUUGUGGUGCGUGGCUCCUCAUUACUGUGGCUUCUCUUGUUGUGGAGCAUGGGCUCUAGGCGCGUGGGCUUUAGUAGUUGCAGCACACGGGUUCAAUAGUUGUGGCUCACGGGCUCUAAAGCGCAGGCUCAGUAGUUGUGGCACACAGGCUUAGUUGCUUCGCAGCAUGUGGGAUCUUCCUGGAGCAGGGAUCGAACCCGUGUCCCCUGCAUUGGCAGGCGGAUUCUCAACCACUGUGCCACCUAGGAAGCCCUUCACUAAGAGAUUUGAAGCUAUUUUCUUUUUAUAUGAUUGGAGGUGGUCUCUAGACCAUUGUGGUCAUUAACCAGUAUUUUCAUCUAAUAAAAAUUUAAAUUACCUGAAAAGCACAGUUAUUGUAGGGGCCACAACUAAGUCUUAAAUAUUUUUCUCUUAACUCCAUCUUAUUAAGGUGGUUGUAUACGGUGACAUAAAGACAAAUUAAAAUGAAAGAAAAGCUUCCUAAGAUGAUUCACUUAGAGGAAAUGCCAAGAAAAGGGACAUUUAUUAUAAUGUACUAAUUUUACAUUACAAUAUUAUACACUCACACAAAAGUACAAAUUUCUAAAUCAGUGUUGCAACAUAAUGUUUUCUUAAUGUCUUGGGAUGAAUAAGCUACAAUUUUGGAAUAUGGACUCUGAAAAUGGAGCAAGGGAUAGGGUUUUGUUUCUUAAUAUCCCUUUAUUUUUAAGAAUGAAAAUUUUAACUUUCUUCUUAAGGGAAUCCCAGUUUACAAAUAUUAAAUUGAAACCAAGGUAAUUUGGGAUCAUAAAAACUGGGCCUCAUGCCUUCCUGAAGGUUUUUAACAUAGAAAUAUCUUGGUGAACAGAUGGGCUCAUUUGGAAAUUUUUGAACAGCUCAAGUCUGAGGGUCAUUUGUGAGAAUGAGAAAGAGGCCUUAACAUUUGGGUAAACUCAAAAUACUCAUUUACUUUUCCUCUGCAGAGCUUUGCACCUUUUCUGUACCUUUUGUUAAGUAUUUUACCUUUUUCCUUAGAUGCUGACAAAGCUCAGUUUGUGAAGAUUUAAAAAUAUGUUUUGCUUUUGAAGGCAAGAUAUUUAAAGAUUAUAUGAUUCCUUAUUUCUGGAUCACUUUGCACACACUGGCAUCUUGCUCCUAUCCUUCCUUAUUGCUGGAUUUCUCAGGGAGUAGCAACUUUUGCCAGUGUAUAUUCAUAAUUCUCUUACCUUGUAGCUUUAUCAUAGGAUAUUCUUUUAUGGAUUAUUAGUUGAAAGCAUUUAAAUAUGUUUGCAAUGGUAGCUUUCUUAAGUUAUAGAAAGGUCCCUUCUCUCCCUGCUUUGACUAUAUAGAUUUUGAAUGUAAACUGUAUAGUAAAUGAUGAUAUAAAGUCAAGUAAGCUGGUUAAAACUUUUAAGACAAAAUGACUCAGUGAAGGAGGCUUUUUACCACAGAUUUAUUGUUACAACAAUCUGUGCAGAUAGUCAGUACUAAAUAAACAAUGUCAUUGUGAC